AUGUUCACCCCCGGUACUUGCAUCGCAAAAGCCACGCCUCCAGCUUUGUCAGGUGGCAUCACGGGUCAGGCGGUCAAUUUAAAUGUCAUCCCCGAAGACAUCCAUCACCUCAUCAUAACUGAAGUUGCGGGAACAUCUCCCACGGACGUAUUGAAUGUGGCACAUUCAUCAGUCACAUUGCGCGAUGCAGCAUUGCCAUUCAUAUACAGGAAUGUCACUCUGACUAGAGGACUGAAGAAGAGCGAGGAACAAAAAAGAUACCAGGCGCUUGUGGAGACUUUCCGCGAAGAUGAACACGGGCAUAUCGCGAAGCACGUUCGCAGCAUCACAGUCACGAACGACGUGCCUUCGGACGACUUGAUUAUGAUGCUCAACAAAGUUGCGCAGCACGGAAAUUUCCAAUCGCUAAAUUGGAAGACUUCUGCACACAUGUCUCGCGCAGUAUACGACAUGAUUCACGCGACUUGGCCGCAGCUCGAGCUCCGUGUUGUUACCGUGGACCGACAGAACGCGAAGAAUAGUUCUCAUCGACAGAUGGACAUGAGACUCCUAUCGUCCCCUCUACUUACCGAGCUCACGUACGUGGUUUACACCGAGGGCAGCCGUGUUCGAGAGCUCUGGCGCUCUGACUGGCCCCGGCUUUCUCAAGCUUUGGCGGCCGGCGGCAACGUACGAUCUCUUCGGCUACAGAACAGACAAGACUUCGAUGGCUAUGAUGGGCCAAAGAUCGUACCUGAUACUGAACCGAGAAAGUUGCCGCGCCUCGAUCUCGCGUCCGGUUUGCGCUUGCCCCGACUUGAAGAGCUUACGAUCGAAGACGUAAGACACUAUGGAGACUCAAUCUACCUGUGGGACGACGAUUAUUGCCGCAUGUUUCUUGAUUCUAUCGACCCUUCGCGUCUGCGCAAACUUGACUUUGGAAUCGACAACCCCACAAAUUUCUUCAAGAAUUUUGCGGGACUUUUUCCAAAGCUCAAGACGUUGAGUUUUGGAUUGCUAGGGCGCGAGGGUACUCAACAGCCAGCAAGGAUGUUUCUUGAGUCACUUGAUGCGCUUGAGCAUCUUGACGUGUCUCAUUCACAAUAUUGCAUCGAUGAUCUUUGGCCUGCGAUUGAAAAGCAUCGGAAUUCACUAAAGACACUGAUCAUUGGACCUAAGUUUGGGCAGUACAACGGCUUUAAGUACAUGGGCUUGAGCCUACUCGAGACGAUCGCUUCUACGUUUCCAAACCUCGAGCGACUUGGAUGGCACGCUGAAUGCGAUACCAACGCAAGUUCUAACCACUUGACCAUGUAUAUAUGCGCUAACUAUACUUUCCAGAUUGAUGAAAAAGAUCUUGAAGUUCUUUCGAGCAUGAAGCUCACGAAGCUCGAUCUCUACAUCCACAUCCCUGGCAAGGCAACAGACUACUGCGACCAACUGAUAGCUGGACCAAUGGGAACCGCCAAUACUCCACCGCUCGAUGAGGAGCGCUCUGUGGCCGCUGCAAUGAAUAUUGCCGAAGUUAUUUCGGGAUCGCGGCAGAAGGCGCUCCAGUGGCUUACGCUUCAUCUUUCCCGAAUGACAUAUGGAGAUCGUGCCGAUCGAUGGGAGGUGUUUUCGAGGCUACAGAUCAGACGGAACGGUUACACCAGUCGACUGCGCGGACAUGAAUGGGAUGUGCGUGGCAAGAUGGACUGGUAUGGACUUCCUUCGCUGGAGGAAGAUUUGCUGUUUGAGGAAGAAUGA
This is a messenger RNA of Alternaria burnsii, 1728 nucleotides long. RefSeq lists its product as uncharacterized. Bases 1 to 1728 code for a protein of 575 amino acids. The record is from RefSeq and is a predicted model, not a curated record. The transcript is spliced from 2 exons. NCBI's taxonomy places the organism in Eukaryota, Fungi, Ascomycota, Dothideomycetes, Pleosporales, Pleosporaceae.